AUGAUUGCACUGCUGGCAGAAGCCAGGGCAGAUCCUGAGGUGCGAACAAGACAAGGGGUAUCACCGCUGUCCCUUCUGAUGAGCUCGUCCGUUAAUGCAGCUGCCCCAGAUGUGUUCAUAAAGAUUCGCCCAUUCAACACUUUGCGUUCUGGGGCAUUGUAUUGGGAUAUGCACAGCUCUGGUUUCGGGUCGCCAAAGGGUUUUUUCCGGAAUGCAGCGAUGGAGCCAACUCAGCUUGCAAAGCCAGCGCGGAAGGAGUUUCCAGAAACUGCUGAAGACAGGUGCAGCCGAUGA
Molecule: messenger RNA, 294 nt
Organism: Symbiodinium sp. CCMP2592
Lineage: Eukaryota; Dinophyceae; Suessiales; Symbiodiniaceae
Source: the annotation of a GenBank genome assembly